Molecule: messenger RNA, 1218 nt
Organism: Salvia splendens (bonfire salvia)
Lineage: Eukaryota; Viridiplantae; Streptophyta; Magnoliopsida; Lamiales; Lamiaceae
Product: GDSL esterase/lipase At1g29670-like
Exons: 5
Coding region: 47-1075 (342 amino acids)
Molecular function (GO): hydrolase activity, acting on ester bonds
Source: RefSeq, a predicted model, not a curated record
AUUCAAAGCUCAAUUUGAAGCGUUUGACUAUAGUUAGAGAGUUAAAAUGUCUAAAACUAUCUUCACAAUAUUCAUGUUUUUGGUGGCUACAGUCCAUGGAAAAAAAAUGGUGCCUUGUUUUUUCGUAUUUGGAGACUCCCUUGUUGAUAACGGAAAUAACAAUGACCGAGACACCGUUGCAAAUGCCAACUUCCUUCCGUACGGGAUUGAUUAUCCCAACGGACCAACGGGCAGAUUUACGAAUGGUCGAAAUGUAGCAGAUUUCAUAGCGGAGGCAUUAGGCUUCGCCGAUCACAUCCCAUCGUUUGCAACGGCUAAUGGUGAUGACGCCGUUGUAAACGGAACAAACUAUGCAUCUGGAUCAGCAGGGAUUCUCAGUGAAACUGGAAAGGAAUUUGGUGAUGUGAUCAGCUUUGAUGAGCAAUUGCAAAAUCAUCAAACCACAAUAGCAAGAAUCACUUCUAUGUUAGGAAGUUCCCGUGCUGCGAAGAAGCAUCUCGGGCAGUGCAUAUACUAUGUCGGAAUGGGGAGCAACGACUACGCGGCCUACACUAUGAACCCAACCCGACCAUCACCGGACCAGUAUGCGUCGCUACUAAUUGAUAACUAUUCUCUUCAGCUAAGGAAGUUGUACGGAUACGGAGCGAGAAAGGUGGCGGUGUUUGGAUUGGGGUCGAUAGGGUGCGUUCCGGCCGCAUACUAUAUGUAUGGGACGUUAUGUAUGUCGGCAACCAAAACGACGUCGGGUGUGUUCAACACGAAGCUAAGAUCACUAAUCAAUCUUCUAAACCAAGAUUUAGUUGGUGCCAAGUUUACAUAUAUCAACACGUUUGGGAUUGCAGCUUCUAAGAAUUCAAGCUUCGAGUAUCCAAAUCUGGAAUGUUGCACGGUGACUCCAGGAGGAACAUGCGUUCCACUAGGUAUAGUUUGUCCUGACAGAGCAUGUUUUGCCUACUUUGAUGGGUUCCACCCGACCGAGGCUGCAGCCGCGGUCUUGGCCAAGCGUGCGUUUGCGGCUCGCUCACCUUCAGAUGCUCAUCCCUUUGAUAUUCAACACCUCGUCCACGCGAAGUAAAUAGUAAAAUUGAUAGGUGUGUUUGGUACAUCAGAUUUAGAGGGGCUAUAAAUCUAAAUGUAAGUCAAUAAUUACAUGAUACCAAAGGCACCCUUAUAAUACUACUUACAUUAUGUUAUUAUAAAGUUAUAUUCUUUUUGUUA